Molecule: messenger RNA, 8723 nt
Organism: Spirodela intermedia
Lineage: Eukaryota; Viridiplantae; Streptophyta; Magnoliopsida; Alismatales; Araceae
Source: the annotation of a GenBank genome assembly
AUGGGUGCCGACGGCGCUUCCAGCGAGGCGGGCGACUCCGUCGUCGGCGCUGGGGGCGGCGGCGGUCCGGUUACGGUCCACGUCCGCUGCUCCAAUGGGUCCAAGUUCUCCGUCCUGGUGUCUCUAGAUUCCACCGUGAGAUCCUUCAAGGCCAUCGUUGCAGAAAAGUCGGACGUGCCUGCCGAGCAGCAGCGCCUAAUCUACAAGGGUCGGAUCUUGAAGGACGAGCAAACCCUAGAGAGCUACGGUAUUGUUUCCUUUCAAUCUUUUAAUGAAGCACGAUCCGUUGAGAUAUUCAAUGUCGGUCAACCGCUUUGGGUCAAUUAUGCUGUCAUCGCGUCCUGGUCAUGAUUUAUAUCCGAUAUUUCGUUUUUGGUAGAAUCUUUCCACGACGACACUGCAAUUUUUUCAGAUGGAAUAUUGAUAACAGAUGACUAGAAGAUAUCCAGCGAAUUCCUCGUGCACAUUAAAGCUUGUAGUUUUUGGAGCAUUUGUUUUGUUGUUGUUUUGUUUUGAUGGGGACUGUGAUAUCAUAGGACUAUGCCUGUUAUGCAUGUUGAUACUCGAAUCGAUAAUUGCUUCUUUUUUUCAUUCUGUUUAUUGGUGCAUAUUUACCAGUCUAUUUUGGUUGGACUUAAAAAUAUGCCCCCCCAUGUUACUUUCCUUUCUUGGAAAAGGAAUCCUGAUAUUUUUUGUGUGUAGCUGAAAUUUAAUCUUUUGAUCACCUUAUCUGCUUCCUCUUAUCUGAAAAUCCCGGACAUCUGAUUGGGUUGAGAUCAUAUAUGAUGAUCUAAGCUGGUACUAUACGGCUUUUUAUCAAUCAACUUUUGAGUAUUUCAUGGUGGUUCCGACGAAUUGUGAAGUGUUACAUUUUUUAUAUUUGUGGAUACAUCAUUGAAAUGACCAUUCCAACAUCUCCUCCAGGCUCUACUGAGUUAUCUGUUUGAUUGAUAUAGAUAUGUGAUAUUUACACCGUCGGUUAUAGAAUGUUGACUUUGAUGAUAUUCUAUUUUGUUAAGAUUACAACUGGAACUUGUUUUGAUUAGUCUGGCAGAAACCAGCAACUAGAAAUCAGAGGUUGCCCUUGCCUCUUCAAAUUGAUAGAGCAAGAUUCAGAAAACGUGCCAUUCAUUAGUUUCUCUCAGAAAUGUGAUGAAAACAUACUUGAGGUUAAUGCUAUGUUGCAAGCUGUCUAGUUUACUUUGUGAUAUUCUUUUAGAUCCUUGAUAGCAGAUUAUAUCCUGUGCCACUUGGUAGUUGUCUGGUACUGAGGCCUGAUGUAUACCUUUAUCAGAUUGAGGUGCCUUGUAUUUUCUCACUGCUGUUAACUACCUAUCACUUUUGGUCAGUUUACCUUUUUUGGGAGGGGAGGGGAGGGUAGCCAUCUACAUAAGGGAUUAUUUGGUGAAGAUAAAAAAAAUUUAAAUCUGUUAAUCACAUUCGAUCAACUAAUUCAGGGUCACGCGGGGUUUUUUAUGGCCAUCCUUCUUCCAACCAAAGGAAGAUCAUGGAAUGAUGAAGAGACAUAGUGCCCAAAGGAAAACUUUAAACUUUUCUAAGAAUUACUGGCCCAGGAAGGGUAGUGAUUGUGAAAGGAAGAAACAUUUGAAAACAUGGAAGAAAAUAUGCCAUCGCUCUACUGCCCAUUGUUGCCUACUACUGCUUGUCGAGGCUCUGUAGCCACCCAUCAUGCUCACUUUCUGUCCUGGUUUCCUCAAGAAUGGAGCAAAGAUCGGGACAGUGGAAGAGUACUUGAAGAUGCUGAUUUUUUUUUUUCUAAAUGCCACAUGAAAGAAAGAAAGCUUUUUGUACCCAUUUCGUUUUGUUCAUAAGCAUAUUCGUGAAAAUAAUCAUAAUUUCCUGUUUUUUACCUGUAUCAGCCAUUUUCCCUGGGAUUAGUUGGCCAGUUGAUCUAAUCUGAUCUGAUUUAAUCUCGAUGGUAAUAUUGCCGCACAAUCUAGGCUUUGAUUCCUUUCUGUAGACUCUGCAUGUGAUAUACUUCUAGUUCGAAUUGCUCACAUUGAUGCCGUCGUUUCCUAUUGACAGUUUUUUUGGAAUUUUCUGACUUCAAGAAGUUUUUUUCAAAACCAGAGAGAUUCAUCUUAAGUGUAAGUUCGAUUUGGAAGUUGUUGAGAUUUAUCUUAGUGUUCUGGCGCAUAUUUCUGAUGUGCCUAUUGCUAGAAUCCCCUGCACCUUUCUGCAGAAUUUCAUCGUCCAAUGGGAUGUCCCACAUGAAGGCAGGUCAAAAGCAGUUAAGUUAUUAAUGAAUUAUGGAAUAACUGGGAUGAGUAAAAUCUGUUAAAUCUUAAAGCAGUAGACUGGGAAUGUGUUUAAAAAUUGACCUCCUCCUGAGGAUUUCCUUGUUACUUCAAAGAAGAGAUGGUUAUUGUAAGGAAACAGUUAGAAGGAUGCACGAAGAACAAAAUGGUACUUGAGAUACGUUUUUAUCCUUUAGUAUGCGAUCAGUAUCCCCAAUUUGUUUCCAGAGUACUAAUUGGCUUUUCGAGCACAUGAUCUGCAUUCCAAUAGAUUGCAAAUUUUAAUCACUGAGUGCACAGUGAAUUCUACGACUCUAAUGCGAUCUAUUUAGAAACCUCACUGGACCCCUGAACAGGGCUCUCUUCUAAUAUUCAGGAGGUUUAGGUUUGAUUGAUAUCAAUAUGUUUUAAUUGAUAGUUCAGUUCUGCCUUAGCCUCCCUUAGUUAUUUAAAUGAAACAAGAGAACCAUCUAUAGAAGUCUUAACCCGGGCACAUUUUUGACUCGAUCUGGAUAUUACACUGGCUGAUUUGAUAAUCUUGCUCCAUAGGUUUCCAAACAUAGGAAAAUCUUGACUAUUGUCAAGGACUGUGGCUUCAUUGAAGAAUAAUCGCAGAUUCCUAAUCUUGCACUGUCUGAUUUGUGCGCUUUCAAGUAAGAAAUCUGAAUGGUUAUUUUAGUCCAAUAAUCCAAUUCACUCCGAAGAAAAAAAAGAGGCUAUUUUGGGAGGAAAGUUGGACUGUAAAAAAUAAAAAGAUUACAAAUCAGAAGAAUCUGAAAGAUGUUCUACAACAGUACAUCUGCUGAUCUAUGUUGGUAUUGGCUAGCUCUGAUCAAGUGGUCCAACAUGAUUCUGUCUUCCUUUUUCGUCAGUCCAAAAGUUUCAGUAUCACAUCAUUGCAUUGAUUAUUUUUACAGAAAAAAGUGCUCAUUUUCGCUUUCAAGUGCCAUGCUCAGAUUAAUGAUUCAUGCCUUCCUUUAUUGAUUGGACACUGUGUGCAUUCCAAAAUUCGAUCUAUUUCUUGUUAUAGUUGUGAUAGUUCCAUAUUGAAAUGUGAGCCAGGUGGUUUUAUACUUGUCAUUCCUUCCCUUCAGUUUUUAGACAAUGACAUUUGCUGAAUCCAAAAUAAGGAAGUUCAAAGUAAGCCCAGCCCGUGACUGUUUUCAUUCCUGAUCUGCCAAAAGACAAGUGCUGAUAUUCAAGCACCAGAUUGAAAGAGCCCAUUGGAAUAUCCUACUUUUUGGACACCGGGGAAAUCCAUAAGCACAAUUUUAACAAGGAUUCAUAUCGCAGAAUUUCUCUUGUUUUGUGGAAAUCUUUGCAUGGUAUUUUCCGAUUAGUACUUCUUUGUUCUCUCCAACUCCUUCCCUAGUUAUUGGUGGAUGCGGAACUAGUAUCAUUUCCAAACGAUUUCUUUGUGUAGAAACGUUCUGGAUCGAAAUUAUUUCCAAACAAGGAUGGAGGAUUUUUGUUAGCAGAAGUCUAUUUGUUCCACAUCAUUUGCUCAGUAGUGGUGGAGACAGUAUUGUGAAAUUGUAACAACGGUAGAACGUUGACAUCAUAUUUUCUGUCUGAGAGUUAUGCUGGAUAUUGAUAAAGUGUCGUCUACUUGUAAAGUUGGUGGCAGCUCCCACUCUGAAAACGGAAAGCCUUAGAAACCCUGUAUGUUUCAGUUUUCUCGUCCACGAGUUGUUAGUGCACUGCCUUACACUAUGUCGCUUCAUCGUGUGUGAUAUAAGUUUCUCAUGCAUGCUGUCAUCUUCAUUUUCUAGUGCACUCAGAUUUGAGGACAGUGCUGAUUAAUUUUUCGUAGUAAUUUUCGUCCCCACUCGCAGACUGUUUUAUUUCGAUUGCAGACUGUAUUUAUUUACUCCUUUAGAUUAACAUGUGUACCAGUGUUGCCUUCCGUUGGUUAUUUACUCCUUUAGAUUAACAUGUGUACCAGUGUUGCCUUCCGUUGGUUAUUUACUCCUUUAGAUUAACAUGUGUACCAGUGUUGCCUUCCGUUGGUUUAUCAGUCUCUGUAUGUAGUUCUUAUUUUCAAGCUGAUAUUUAUCUCUCUGCCUACUUAUCCAUGGUUUUGAAGUAAAGGCCAAUUUGUAUUUACGUUUAGACAUUAGUUUCAUUGAUUUUAUUUCGAUUAGUUCUUACUUGUGCUUUUAUAGGUCGGAUAUCAGUUUCACAUACAGGUGUAAAACACUAUCCAUUAAUCUGUAAAUGGGCUAUAUGUUCCACUUGAGUGGUCUGGAUCUUGAGAAUUUUUUUGGAAGCAAAGCCAAUUUUCACCCAUGGAUUAGGACAUUGUGGGGUUGCGAUUUCUCAACCUUGAUAGGGUUUUCUAAUUGCAUUUAGUUGAAGUUUCUGUGAAUGCUGCGUUUGACAAGCAUUUUACUGUUAUUUGUCAUUUAAACGUGCCAAAUAAACUUUUAAGAUAUCAUAAUUGAUAUAGGUAAAGCUGUGGCACUUUACUUUUAAAUUUUGGGAUUUUUUACCAAAUUUUCUUUAGUGCAAGGGGACAUGUCCCACUAACCUAUUGGAGAAGAUUCUUCGUUCACCUAUGAUGAUCCUGGACUAGCAUUCCCUGAUUGUGAAGGGAAAAACUAUUUUCUUUACGUACUAACUUCUUUUUUUCCCCUUCACAUUUUUCCUGGGGUUGGAAAUGCUCGAUACAUUUGUAUUUUCUUUUUAAACCUGGGAGUUGACAUUAGGGGUCAUGAUAACUCAUCUUUUAGAUGUGGGCCCUUCAUAUCCUGAUUUGUAUCUUCAUCUUACUAGAAUCUCAGGACUUCAGAUGCAAGUAUUCAAGUAGAGAGUGGCUGCAUUUUGCACUGAGAGUAAUUACAUAUUGAGUCGACAAUGUAUCAAUUUGCCAAGCUGGAGAGUUCGGAUCCGAUUUGUCGGUUACUUUCUUACUGUCGUACAUGGAUUUAUUUUAGUAUAAAAUGCAAACAAAUUAGGGUUCAUUAAUUCGUAUCUGAUUGAUCGCUUUGAGAAUGCUAAAAUUAUGAGUGAUUGAGGAAAUUUUGUAUUGUGUAAUGUGCGCUACUUUUAUGAUGAUUGGCUUAGCACCUGAGGCCCACUAAUACAACUGGAAGACUCUGCCUUGCUCAUUUUUGGAUAUCGCUACCGAGAUUAUGAUUCCAGUACCGUCCUUAUCAAACAACGUGGGAUCCUUGGUGAUCCCGUUUGGAUUCUAGUCCUUCAGUGUCCUACCUGUCUUUGUUGAACUUCCCAUGGUGUCACUAUCUUGCAUGGAUGGAUUCCUGGAACUUUGCCCUGAAGACUCUCCCAUGUGAGAAAUCCUGCUUUAACCUUGAUCCUGACAGAAUCGCAUCUUAAUUUCUGUGUCAAGACCGAUUCAGUGUUGAAUUGAAACUUCAAAGAGAUCAUUUUUAACCAAAAUUUACUUACAUGAUAAGUGCCCAGAAACCUCGGCUUGAACUCAGCUCAGGUCUAUGCAUAAGACCCCUCUGGAAACAAGAGAUUCUCUUUCACUAACUAGUCCGACAAUCCUGACUUAGAUAACGGGUCAAAAUCGUGUGACUUUGACAAAGUUGGUUGCUGUCCCAAAGACACUGCACUGACGAGAACACGAGGAAAAUUUCUACUGAUGAACGCAUUCCAUUUUGAAGAUUUAAGUGAUUUUUUUAAAAGAAAAUGGAAUUAGAGAGGGAUUAGUGUUCUGCAAGAACUUGAAGAUAAGUAUUCGAUCCGUUUGCCGAAAAGUUGACUUUGGAAGUUGACUUUGGAAUGUCACAUUGGUUCAACCUACCGUUUAGAAUUAAGGCGAAGAUCUCUUCUUCCUUCCUCUCCGCUCUCGUCUUUUUUGUUUUGUUCCGUGUUAGAAAUCAACAUUUGUAAUUGACAAAUAAUAACUCGUCAAGUAAGGUCAAGGUUAACAAUCCAAACACUCUCUAGUGCUUCUUGAACUUUAUUGUCCUUUUUUAAUUAGUUUAUUUUAUUCUUAUGCCACUAGUUUAAUUAUACCUCUCAGAAUCUUAUUUAUUCAAUAUUUCUACUUCUACUCUUUUCCUUCUAUUUUCCUCGUUUCUUAAUGUUUCCUCUCCAUCUUAUUCUGCCCUAGUUGGCCUGACGCUCGACAUCCUAAAUUUAAGUUAGUCUCGCUUGCUUGCGUGCUUCAUGAUAAUGAACUUUUUCUUCUUUUUCACCGAAUGAAAAAUAUUACUUCGAAUCUCGUGUUUUUAUUUUUCCCUCCAUAUUUAUUACCUUGUCGCCCUGUAGGUUUGGAGCCGGACCACACUGUUCACCUAGUCCGUGGGUCUGCAUCAUCUCCGCCUGCUGCUGCACCAGCAGGAACCAAUACCAAUGCAUCAAGAGCCUCCGCCGACACCCAGGGCACCGGAAGGAAUGCCGGUCCUAAUGAGGGUGGGGGCUUCGGAGGGGGCAUAUUUGGAACUUCUCUGUUCCCGGGCCUCAGUCCCGCUGGACUGGGUGGCAAUGCCCCAUCAGGCCUAUUUGGAGCUGGGUUCCCGGAAUUUGACCAGGUCCAGCAGCAGCUCACUCAGAACCCCAACAUGAUGAGGGAGAUCAUGAACCUGCCCGCCAUCCAGAACCUGAUGAACAACCCCGACUUGAUGCGGAACCUGAUCAUGGCCAAUCCCCAGAUGCGGGAGAUCAUCGACCGGAACCCGGAUCUGGCCCAUAUUCUGAACGACCCCAGCACCCUCCGGCAGACGCUGGAGGCCGCGAGGAAUCCCGAGCUUAUGAGGGAGAUGAUGCGGAACACAGACCGCGCCAUGAGCAACAUCGAGUCCUCCCCUGAAGGUUUCAACAUGCUCCGCCGCAUGUACGAGACCGUCCAAGAACCCUUCUUGAACGCGACCACAAUGGGGGCUGAUGCUGGAGCUGCCGCUGGGUCGAACCCCUUCGCCGCCCUCCUUGGCGGCGCCCAGAACAGAGACAGAGCAGCUGACCCAUUGGCUGCCGGAGAGACCACCACCGAAUCUCCCGCCCCAAACACCAACCCGCUCCCUAAUCCGUGGGGCGCUCCUGGUAGUUGCUUACUCUAAUUUCACAUCCGCCAUCGAUUGCCCCGGUCUUUGUUUUUUGCUCUCAACUUUCUGUUUCUACAGCCGGUGGGGCGCCGACAGCCAAUGCGAGGGCGCCACCUCCUGCGGCGGAGACAAGGCUGCCUGGGCUUGGGGGCCUUGGUUUCCCAGACAUGGAGCAGAUGGUCAACGGAAUGCAGGACCCGGCGCUCUUGAACCAGGUCUUGCAGAACCCGGCCAUGUCGAAUAUCAUGCAGAGUCUUCUCUCCAACCCCCAGUACUUGAACCAGGUGGGUGUUGGGCCCGCUUGCUGGGUAAAACUCUCGCCUAGCUGUGCUUCGUCUUACUUGGUUUACUUUUCCUCGUUAGAUCCUCGGGCUCAAUCCCCAGAUGCGCAGCCUGCUCGAGUCCAAUACCCAGCUGAGGGAGAUGCUGCAGAAUCCAGAGUUUCUCCGGCAACUGACUUCGCCUGAAACAGUGCAGGUGCCCCUCUCGAGCUCUUUCUUUCUCCUCGCGUUUUUCUUCUCUCCUCUCUCUUGCCUGACUAACUCCCCUCCCUGGUUCCUGCGUGACCGUUGUGUCAUUUCCUCCAUGUUCCAGCAACUGCUCACCCUCCAGCAGUCUCUCAUGUCCCUUGGGAGACAGCAACCAGGCCAGUAAGUCCCCCUUCUCUCUCCCUCUCUCUCUGUCUCUCGCUAAAACUAUUUAUAUUUAUAUUGAACUAAAUGGGUACAUCGAGAUGACAUGGUUGAAGAAUUUCCAUUUCUUGGCGGUUUUACUUUUCUUUUGGGCUGAAAGAUUAUUCAUCUCUCAGAGAAUUGACGGCCAAGGUUACUAAGCGGAAUAUGUAUGUUUUUUGUCUCAGGGGACAAAACCAGACGGGAGCCGGCGCAGGUAACUUAGAUGACGAAUAAUCCAGAUUUCAUCGUACAAACCCGAUGAGAUAUUUGCUGUUCGUCGUGGGAUUGUGGGCACGGAAACCAUAUUUGAACCGCCCCCCAUCGUAUCUUCUUAUUUUCGUCGCCAUUUCUGGCUGAAGCAGCCAGCUGCCCUUGGCUUCACCCUCAUCGCCAUUAAAUUCUCCUCUUCUCGGGUCGUCUGUGAUUGCAGGCGGGCUGAACAACGGCGGUGGACUGGAUCUGCUGAUGAACAUGUUUGGGGGUCUCGGCGCCGGCAGUUUCACCGCCCCCGCGGGCCCAGAAGGUCAGUAAACUCCAUCUCCUCCUUUCGUUCCCGUUUCUCUCUCUACGACUUCUUCUCCGGGCCUCAGUAGGACUGACAAGUCUUCUUCUUCUUCUUCUGUGCAGUGCCACCGGAGCAGCUCUAUGCGACGCAGCUGUCUCAGCUCCAGGAAAUGGGCUUCUUUGACACUCAGGAGAAUAUCCGCGCACUGAGGGCCACCGCAGGGAACGUCCACGCCGCCGUGGAGCGCCUUUUAGGGAAUCCUGGGCAGUAA